CAACGAUUUCGUUGUGUGAUGAACUGAGGGGGGUAAAACGGGCGAACGACCCACCAAAAGUGUUUUGUUUCCCUGGAAUUAGCAAAUUGACGUGAAAAUCAUCGCUGAACCCCUUCAGUCUUCGCCCACUGGUCAAUUUCCACAGAUCCGUCAUUUUGUACGACAAUUCCCACGUCGAACGGCCUAACUAGACUCACUCAUCACUCUCUCAUUCGUCUAUCCACUCGAGUCGGAAAUGGACUCAAGUUGCUGAAGGUGUUGGGUAAUUUCGUCUCCUGGACACUCAAUCCCACGAUUUUUCCCGUAAAAUGAGGAGAGAUUUUCACUCUCCUGGGGUUCAUUAUCGCGAGAAUUCGUUGUUCUGGUGGUGAUAUAAAUGUUAUGUAAAAUCGAUCGGAGAAUUUCGCAUUAAGGACUGCUUGAGGAUUAUGUCAAUGCUCUGAGAACAAAAUGUCUGAUGGUAACGCAGCUAUGGACUCGAUGGACUCGGACGAGGACAUCUUCAGCGCGAGGCCCAGGAGACUCAGUGGUAGAUCUACACACAGGGUCAUGAGGACACAGCCUGGGGUCAGGAGGAGCACCAGGAAUAGAAUGCAGACUUAUGAUAAUUUGAACACCAGUUGGAUACUAGGAACUCAAACCCUGAAAGGCUACCCGAUGUUCCAGAACCACGCCUCGUCCUCCGACAAGGAGAUGGCGGACGAUCCCCCUCGCGAUCUCCGCGACCGCAUGCCCCUGCGUUCCCGCGAGAACCACCCCCCGCCGUCAAAGUCCACGCGCCACAUCCGCGACCGUUCGACCCUCCCGCGUGAUCGUGCACCCCUCCCCCGUGACCGCCCCUCCCUCACCGAGCCGGAGUCCAAGAACCUCCGGGAGUCCCGCCACCCGCCCAAGGACCUGAUCCCAAAAAUUACAACGCGAAGUAAAUCCGAAGUCCCGAAGUCGCCCUCCGAGGAGAAAGAGGUCGUCCGAACCCGCAAAACCGACAGUCCAAAUCGCCUCCGCGAGGGCCCGGUGACGCGCCUCUGCGGAAUGCUCGAUAAAGACGAGAAAAUGAAAUCCGAGCCCCCGGAGAGGAACGACGACAGCUCCCAGGAGUCCGAGAAGCCCGAGAACAACGGCAAUUCCGACAAUGACGACGGCUACGAGGACAUGUACACUAGGAUAAAGAGGACGCGCAGGACCUCCCAACGGCAGUUGGACCGCAGCAAGAAGAUGUCGGAGAGCGACAUGAGCGAGUCGUCGGACUCACCAGGGCCACGGAAAUACAGCCUGCGUCAGAAGAAGCCCACGGUGGACAGAUUCCAGGCGAACGCUGAGCCUGGGAGAAGAUCCAUCCGCGCGCUUCGGAGUGUUCUGACCAACUCCAUGCGCAGGAGGAAGCAUCGGAGCAAGAGCUCGUCCUCAUCGGACUCUGAUGAUCCCGAGCCCCAGAGGUAUGACAAGAAGAAGGGGAAGAAGGCUCGGCAGACAGCUGUUCCCCAGGGCGGACCGCCCGACAAGAAGGCGGAUAUCAGCCCGAUUACGCUCGAUACAAACAUCAGAUUCAACGACGUGGGAGGAUUAGAGUCCCACAUCCACUGUCUGAAAGAGAUGGUGGUGUUUCCCAUGAUGUACCCAGACGUAUUCGACAGAUUCCACAUAACUCCACCGAAAGGGGUCCUCUUCCACGGUCCCCCCGGCACCGGUAAGACCCUGAUCGCAAGAGCCCUAGCCAACGAGUGCUCCCAGGGCUCUCGAAAGGUCGCUUUCUUCAUGAGAAAAGGAGCUGACUGUCUCUCAAAAUGGGUCGGCGAGUCUGAGAGACAGCUGAGACUUCUGUUCGAACAGGCGCAACAGAUGAAGCCCUCCAUAAUAUUCUUCGAUGAGAUCGAUGGCCUGGCGCCUGUAAGAAGCACCAAACAGGAUCAGAUUCACGCAAGCAUCGUCUCAACACUUCUGGCUCUGAUGGACGGCCUGUCUGAUCGAGGGGAGGUGAUUGUGAUUGGUGCCACAAACAGAAUUGACGCCAUUGAUCCAGCCUUGAGGCGACCUGGGAGAUUCGACAGAGAGCUCUUCUUUCCAUUGCCUGCGAUGAAGGAAAGGCUGGAGAUUCUGAAGAUUCAUGUGGCUAAAUGGCAGACCCCACCCACUGAAGAAUUACUCCAAGUUCUUGCUGAGAAGACAACUGGCUAUUGUGGGUCUGACCUGAGGGCUCUGUGCACUGAAGCUGUCCUCCAGGGGCUGAGGAGAACCUACCCUCAAAUAUAUAGAACGAGCAAUCGACUGCUGCUUGAUCCACAGAGGGUGGAGGUCAAGAAGAGGGACUUCAUCGAGGCCAGUUCGAUUCUUGUGCCUUCGUCACACAGAGUGGCUCCCAGUGUCAGCAGGAAACUCCAGCCGUUUCUCAUUCCGCUGUUGGGACCUGCUUUGGAGGAUCUGGUCAAUGCUGUGAAGGCCAUUUUUCCUCAGGGGAUCAAUCCUGCAUUGGCGAAGAUCAAGGUGGCUAAGGGGAUUCACAGGCCUAGGAUGUUGGUCACUGGGGAUGACAGGUCUCACGGCCAAGGCCCCAGACUAGCCCAGGCUCUACUGUACAGAAUGGAGCACGUACCAGUGCAGACACUCGACGUCAGCACGUUAUUCGCGGAGAGUGCGAGAUCACCCGAGGAGACCUGCGUCCAAGUGUUCAACGAGGCGUCCAGAAACAUCCCCUCGAUUAUCUACAUCAGAUCCAUUGACCAGUGGUGGCCACUGGUCCCCGAGACUGUCAAAGCGGUAUUCAUGUGCAGAAUUGCAGCCCUCGAUCCCUGUCUGCCUAUUCUGAUCCUAGCUACGAGUGAUGUGGACUAUCGAGAGCUACCGCCCAAGGUGAAGAAUCUGUUCAGCGAGCUGAGGGGCGAGGUGUACACUAUGAAGAGUCCCGGGUUGGAGCAGAGGGAGGAGUUUUUCAGGCCUAUUUUUGUGGAGCAGAGUCUGAAGGGACCCAUGGUAAAGGACGACAAGGUGAAGGAGAUGGAGGAGCUGCCACUGGCGCCUGAUCCCAUGCCAAAGAAACUUAGUGAGGAGGAGGUGAAGGUCCUCAGGGAGAAGGAGGAGGUGUCGUUGAGGGAACUGAGGAUCUUCUUGAGGGAAAUCUGCGCGAAACUCGCCAGGAAUCGACAAUUCUUCAUGUUUACGAAGCCCGUGGAUACAGAGGAAGUACCAGACUACAAUUCAAUUAUCAAACAGCCUAUGGACCUCGAGACUAUGAUGACGAAAAUCGAUAUGCACUGUUAUCUCUGCGCCCGAGAUUUCCUGGAUGACGUUGAUCUCAUUUGUAGAAAUGCACUGGAGUACAAUCCUGACAGCUUGCGCGAUAGGCCCUCCCUUGGGAUACUGAAGAGAGACCCAGCAGAUAAGCUGAUCCGUCAUCGUGCCUGCUCCCUCCGCGACAAUGCCUACGCCCUCAUCAAAGCCGAACUCGACUCUGACUUCGAGGACAAGUGUCGAGAGAUAUCGAAGAGUCGCAGGGCCCCUGAGGAUCUCGAGCCCGAGGGCAAUACCCGAGCAACGAAGCCCGAAAACGGCACUAACGACAGUAAAACCGAGAAGAACUCGAGUCCUGGGGCUUCGGCGGUGCUGAACGGCCGGAAAUUGAGCACCUCGAGGAAGAGAAAGGUGCCAGCUUGGGCCAGGGGCUACGUGAAGAAGGUCACGAAGAAGAAGAAGAUCAUGUUCGAGGAGAAUCCGAACGACAGUCCACCGAAGGGAAAUAAUGGCACUAGAGUUGUGGAUCUGGAGAAAUUCCAGGAGUUCGAGGCUAAUGCUGUUGUGAUGAAUGGGGACUCAACUAUUUACGACAACACUGAGUCUGAGAAUGAGUCGGUUAACGAGGGUAAUCACAGGGAAGUCGUUAUUGGGAGUCAGGUGGAGGUGAUUAGUGAUAAGGGGGAGAAGGAGGGGGAGAGCAAGGAGGAGAAACCGGUGGAGGAGAAGCCUGUGGAGAAUGGUGAGUCACACAGCUCCUCCAGGAGGGAGAGCACUGAUGAUCUCACAUUCGCUGUCGACUGCGAUUCUAGUCCAAAGAGGAUGGGCGAGGAGAAGGUGGUCGUCGAUGAGGGGGAGCUGCAGGAGGCGUGGAGGCACACGGUGGAUGUUACCAGGGAACUGCCUGUUGAGGUACUGUGCGAUAUCUAUGUACAGCUCAGCAGGUGUGUUGGGAAGUAUGAUAAGAGUUACGACAGGAGGACACUGCCAAAGGAUUUGCUCAAGGAACUACAGAGAUUCGAAAAUCCCGCCGAUAAUCCAAUGGACACGUCUGAGAGAGAAUGUAACGGUUAAAACUCUGUAAAAAAAAUCAAUACGUAUCAUUAAUGUCACUCAUUUCGACAAUUGGAUCUCACUGCUGCGCAUCACGUUCCACCGAAACUGCCGAAAUCAUGGACAAUUAUUUUUCGCCGUCUACUCGUCCUCGUCAACAAUAUUUUUGUCAUGAUCGAUGAAAAUUGUACAUAAUUACCUUACUUUUGUAUUUUCGUUCUUUUGUAUUUCGUAUUAUGAAUUCUGCGGAGAUUCUGAAUAAUUCAAAUGCAGUUGUUCAUGUAAUUUAAGAUCUUCGUGAUUAUUAUGAUCUUUAUUAUUACAGUACAAUCAUUUUUUAUCUUUAAAUGCUUGUACUUACUCGUUUGUUCCUCUUUUUUUUCUUUUUUUUCUUUUUUUUUUUAUAUAGAAACCAAAUGUCUCGAUCGAAAGGCAAUUUAUGAUAAUUAGGAAAAUUUCAUUGCCAAUUAGAUUGUAAAUUCAAUUUUGAAUGAAUAGUUGUCUGAUAAUUGAAAUUAAAGAUGUGGAAAUUUAAUUGCAGAGUCGAUUUUUCACAUUUUUUUCGGUAAAUUUUCAUUAAUUCGAACACUAAAUCUCUAUUCGUUCAUUAUUUAUUGUAAAAUUAUCUCGCUAACGAGUGAUUUCGCGAGAAAAUGUCUCGACAUGAAUGAGUCGUCAUAAAAUGAAAUAAAACAAACCAAAAAAUAAAUUUCUAAAGUUUCUAAAAAGAUGAUUAAAAAAUGAAAAACCAUUCGAGACACUUCUCCAAAAUUCUCGUUCGUUUUAAUAUAAGUAUUGUUCAUUGUUCGCAUAAUUACACUGCCCUGUUCAUCCCACAAUAAACAAAAAUAAUAAACGAAAUUAAUGAAUACUUCAUCACUUAACAUGAAGGAGCAUGAACAUUCCAACGGAAUAAUCGUUAAAUAAGGGAAGAGUGGAAGCCAAUCAUCCUCGUUACCUCAACAUCAUCAUUAAUUUAUUUAAAAAAAUCAUGAAGAUAAUGCCAAGUCAAUGAGCUUCCAGUCAACCACUGCCGACGUUAUUGAAUGCAAUUUUAUUUUUCUCUAACUGUCUCUGUUCUCAAUAAUUGUAUUUAGUUUAUAAGUGAUAUAAAAGAACAUUAUUAACUCGUGAAUAAUUGAUGCAGUCAUUGAACGUUCAAUUUAUGUAAAUGAAACGUUCGAGGGUAAUUUAAGCGUUUAAUGACUGGAAUGAUAAUACAGACUCACUCACAACGUUACAUAAUAAUAAGUAUAAAAUCGGAUUGUAUGCGAUUAAAAGUGUAUACACUGCCUUAUUUAUUGUAACACAUAAGUACACUAUUUGUUAUGUGAGGAAAGUGGAUGAAGGAAGGAACCAAGGCGAGGAAUAAACAUUAGAAUUUGAUAAUUUGA
Molecule: messenger RNA, 5672 nt
Organism: Diachasma alloeum
Lineage: Eukaryota; Metazoa; Arthropoda; Insecta; Hymenoptera; Braconidae
Product: ATPase family AAA domain-containing protein 2
Exons: 10
Coding region: 451-4299 (1282 amino acids)
Biological process (GO): positive regulation of transcription by RNA polymerase II
Cellular component (GO): nucleus
Molecular function (GO): chromatin binding; histone binding; ATP binding
Source: RefSeq, a predicted model, not a curated record